Molecule: messenger RNA, 560 nt
Organism: Oryzias melastigma (Indian medaka)
Lineage: Eukaryota; Metazoa; Chordata; Actinopteri; Beloniformes; Adrianichthyidae
Gene: hbae5
Product: hemoglobin, alpha embryonic 5
Exons: 3
Coding region: 70-501 (143 amino acids)
Biological process (GO): oxygen transport; hydrogen peroxide catabolic process
Cellular component (GO): haptoglobin-hemoglobin complex; blood microparticle; hemoglobin complex
Molecular function (GO): organic acid binding; heme binding; peroxidase activity
Source: RefSeq, a predicted model, not a curated record
AUUUAAGAGGAAGGGCAGAGGGGGAGCAGGCCAUCAGCAUCUGAUCCAGGUUCGAGAGCAGCAGAGAAGAUGAGUUUGACAGAGAAGGACAAGGCGGCGGUCAAGGCUCUCUGGGCCAAGAUCGCCAAGUCCGCCGACGCGGUGGGGGCUGACGCUCUGAGCAGGAUGCUUCUGGUGUACCCCCAAACCAAGACCUACUUCUCCCACUGGCCAGAAAUGAAAACCGGCGGGGAGUCCGUGAAGAAGCACGGCAAGAAGGUGAUGGGCGGGGUCGCUCUGGCCGUGUCCAAGAUCGACAACCUGACCGCCGGCCUGCUGGAGCUCAGCGAGCUGCACGCCUUCCAGCUGCGGGUGGAUCCGGCCAACUUCAAGCUCCUGGCGCACUGCAUCCAGGUGGUCAUCGCCAACAUGUUCCCCAACGAAUUCACCCCGGAGGCGCACGUGGCUUUGGAUAAGUUCCUGGGCAACGUGGCUUUAGGUCUCUCCGAGAAGUACCGCUAAAGUUUCUGCAGAUUGGUCCAGACCAUGAGAAUCCCAGCAAAUAAACCAAUCAAUCAAAG